AUGCCUAUUGCAAUGACUUUCGAUUUAUUAUCAAAUAAUAAUCAACAAGAUCUAUGUGAACAUAAAAAUAAAUUUGAAAAAAAUAUGGAAAUUAAAUUAACUAAAUCACCAUUAUCAAAUGGUACAAAUCGACAAUUAACAUCUAUACUUCGAACACCACCACCAGUCAAGCCACGUUCACGUUCAACAAUAAAUCGUGUAACACGUAAAAUUAAUUUAGAACAAUUAAGUCGUUAUUCAACAACACGUCAAUGUACUUUACCUGAUGUUGAAGAUGAAAAAUGGUUAGCAAUAGCUUCAUCAAAUGAAUACAUAUUAGUUGGUGGUGGAAGUUCAAGUUCAUUACGACUUUUCGAUAUACAAGGCAAUGAAAAACGUGUAAUCGAUAUAAAAACAUUUGCUGCAUUUGAUUUAGCAUGGUCAAGUACAUUAAAUGCUUUUUUAAUUGCUGGUUAUGAUCGUUUACAAAUGUACAAUGUAGAAAAAGAUGAAUUAACAUCAAUAGAUAAUAUUAAUGUAGCCAAUAAAAAAGAUAAUUAUUUUUGGUCAAUUACUUGUCAUAAAGAUCAUUGUUUGAUUAAAUUAGCUCUAUAUAUUCUUUUCUUGUAUUUAAGUAAUGAACUAUUUGUUGUUUUAUCCGAUGGUCUUGAAUCUAUAUGGCGUUUAUCAUUACCAAAUUUUGAACGUAUUCAAACAUUAUCUGGUAGUGAAAUACGUGAAACGAAUGUAGAUGAUCGAAUAUCAUGUAUACGUACAAAUGGUUAUUCAAUUGGUAUGACAUUACGACAACGUAAAACAUAUCAAUGGCGUGUAGAUUUAUUUGAUUAUACUACAAUGACACGUACUCAUCGUGGUUUAACAAUUGGUUGUGGUAUUGGUGCAUUUAAUUUUAUGGAACGUUGUAUGUUAGCAGCUAUUGAUGAUCAUCAAUGGUUAAUUAUAGGUGGAUAUAAAGUUACACCAAAUGCCUUAACAUUAAUGGAUGAUCGAACCGGUGAAGUAAAACAAGUUGAACGACAUAAUAAUGAUCGACAAGAUGAAUUUAUAUCAAAUAUUUGUACUAGUGAAAAUAGUAAACAACAACAGAUACUAACUAUGAUUGUUAUGAAUAAUGCAACUGGUGAACAUCAGAUGCAUGUUGUAGAACAAUAA
Messenger RNA from Adineta steineri, 1152 nucleotides. Lineage: Eukaryota; Metazoa; Rotifera; Eurotatoria; Adinetida; Adinetidae. The record is from the annotation of a GenBank genome assembly.